Moesziomyces aphidis is the source of this 2742-nucleotide messenger RNA. Lineage: Eukaryota; Fungi; Basidiomycota; Ustilaginomycetes; Ustilaginales; Ustilaginaceae. The record is from the annotation of a GenBank genome assembly.
AUGUUACCCGCUGCCGGCGCCGACGGCCGUGGUUCCUAUCGCUCUCAGCGUCCCGUCUCGGACAAGGAGGAACUCGCAAGGGCCGCGCUUCGCUCUCUAGCCGAUCCCUCUACAGCACCACCAGCACCUCUUCCUCCUCCGGGCAACGAUGCGGCUGCUGCACCGCCCGCCUUUCCGGCAACGCGCCUUCCACCCCCGCUACCGUCUCAAUCCCUUGCAACACAACAAGCUUCUUCUUCCGCAACCUCGUCUGCACUGUCACAACCCGAUCCAGCAUUCCGUUCGUCUCACGAUGACUACCGCCGUCCACCUCGUUCCCAAUAUUCGGACCACGGCGUGCCUCUUCCUUCCGCAUCGCACCACAUGCUGCGACACGCCAGCCUAGGAGACGAACUCAUCCAACGCAAUCCCAGCUCUUCCUCCUCUCCCUCGUCCUUCUUCAACGACCAACAAAUAUCCGCUUCUCCCGACUCUUCCCCGCGCCUCGAAGCGGCGCCAAUUCAAAUGCCCAGGCACACCCAUCUCCGACACAGCAUCCCUGCCUCUACACAACCCUCGGCCUCGGCUCAUCUGCACGAAGUCGCCCUUCGCCGCGCUUCCAUCGCCAUGGGCGUCGACAUCGAACAAGUUAGAGACAUUGUCCAUCACGCCAUGGACGCGCCCCACGCACGCGAGCCCCACUUUGUUCGCCAGGUCUUGGACGCCUACCGACUCGAGUCGGAUCGCGCGUCCCAACCACUCGUCGUGCGCGAAUCGUGGCAAGCCGAGCCACCUCGUUCAAACGCUCGCAAUCACGUUGCCUAUCCUUCGAGAUACGCAGACCCUGGCCCAGCCUCUCGCUCCGCCUAUCCUGCCUAUCACGACCUCGCUCGCGGCGAUUCCGUAGCGUCCGGCUCGGCGAGCGCAUCCAUGAUGCCCAUCUCCGAACACCGUCCGGAAUCACCUUCGCCCUUUGCCUACGACGCGCAUCCAAGAUCAUCCCAACCCUCUUCAGACAUGGCCGCCCCGGCUGCAAGCUACUCGGUCCACCGACCCAGCCAUGCGCAUCUCGACGAAGCCUCUCGCCACCACCGCGCCUUUGAAGAUGAGCGCUUCACCACGCACCGCUCGCGCUACCCGGCAUACCCCCAUCAUCCGCCUCCUCUGCCUCUGCCGCAAACUCGCGCUCCCGAACGCAGAGUCAGGUCUAUCGACGACUAUCUCGAUGCGCCUCCCCAGCUCUACCCACGUCGUCACCAACGUCGCGGCUCCAUGGCAGACUACAACGGCCGCACCGCCGUGCUCACCGCCGUGCUCACCUCCGAAUACGACGACGAGCGCUAUCGAGAUAGGCUCGCCCGGCCCAACGUUCGCCACUCCUUCCAUCCGUACGCCUCGCCCUCCAGCCGUUACCUCGGCGCUUCCGCAGACGCGAUCGGCAUCUCGCCCCAACUUUCCCCCACCAUGGGCGAUGCGCCGCGCCCGUAUCCGAUUCAUGACCACCGCUCGCCACUUCUGCGCUCGCCCGCUGGUGAAUCUUCUACUUCGGUGGCCGGAUCGGUGGCAGCUCUCACACCAUCUCCGCUUCUCGGCGUCCCCGUCGGUACGCCAGACGAUCGCAAGCGCAGCCUCGAUGGUCAUGCCGAUGCACCCACCUCGCUCCGCAGCGCGUCGGAAGAUACGGCGGCCGAGUCUACGCGAGCCGGCGUGGCCCGACUGCAGAUCGACGAUUCCGGCUCAAAGCCGCUUCUCAAGUCGUCUUCGGCGCGCACAUCGCGCUCCUCGCUCGCAUCCCAUUCGUCCGCAGAGCGCCAGGUGCCCGGCACGGAUCUGUCGCAUUCGCAGAUCAUGCAGAAGCUUCAGAACAAGGUCAAGGGCAGACUCGCCGCAAAGAAGAAGGCCGCCGCCGAGAGCGCCGCAGCGUUCAGGCCUGGUGGGCACAAGGCUGCAAAGCCAAAGCGCGACGCAAAGCCCAGCGGUGCCAAGCAAGACGUCUCUGCAGAAGACACGGUCAAGGCAGAAGCUUCAAAGAGCGACAAGGUGUCUAGGGCCGGAUCGACCAAGCGGACCGCUUCCAGCAUCAGCACGUCCGACCGCGCCUCGUCCCCGCAGCCCAGCCGCCCCAGCGUCGAGAGCAGCAGCGCUGCCACCGCCGAUACCUCGGCCACGCCGAGUGGCAACGGCAUGCCCGCGCCCAAGGUGCGUCGCACCUCGGCCUCGAGCCAGCAAAAGCCAUCGACGCCGCAGCCGCCUCGCCAGCCGAUUGCAGCGCAGUUGUCGCCCCGACCGGCCUCCACCAAGCCCGAAUGGCUCCCGGACAAGGACCAGGACAAGACACCACCGGCUUCGAUCGAAGAGGCGCUGCAGGCGCUCGACUCUAAGACGGCGUCCAAGUCGCCCGCGCCCAAGUCUCCGGCGUCCAAGUCUCCGGCGCCCACCUCGGCUUCGCCCCCGGGCAAAAACUUGUCGCCUCCCACCUCGAUCUCGGCUGCGCUGCUCUCGCCUACCGAUUCGCCCACGCCCACCGAGGCGGCAGCCAUGCAUGCUCGGCGCAUGUCCAGAUCGCCCCUGCCUCCCGGUGCGGAUGGCGCGGCGACCGUCGAGACGUCGUCCGGCCAAGCACUCCCCGGCGAGCUGCCCGGUGCGGGUCAGAUGAACGCAUCUUCGGCCACCAAACAGCAGACCUCCAAGGCGGGCAUCGAUUCGCUCAUCCAGUCGGCUCAGGCCAACGAUCCCACCGAAACCAACUCGGCCAUUGCCUAG